AUGUUCAUGGAUCAGAAAUGGACUUCAUUCGUCUUGCUGCUCUCAGUGGUCUAUGUGGCUUCAUACCUUCCUCAUCGGUAUCACUUCGUGAAUCAGUAUAAAACGUGGACUGAAGGUCAGAGCUACUGCAGACAGACCUUCACUGAUCUGGCCACCAUCAACAACCCGGAAGAGAUGAACAUGGUGAAAUCCAUGCUUCAAAAUAAAGUUGGGCGUGUGUGGAUCGGCCUAAAUAGAGUAGAUGGUCAGAAAUGGCUGUGGUCUCUGGAAGAUGGCAGCUCCUUCAUAAAUGGACAGUCCUACAAUAACUGGUAUACAGGCGAGCCAAACAACGGACUAAACAGGAACUCUUGUGUUUUCUUGUGGGGCUCUGAUGGAAACUGGGUUGAUGACGACUGCACAAAUGUAUAUAACUUUGUAUGUUACACAGACCAGCUGAUCUUGAUCAAUCAGAAUCUGACCUGGAGAGAAGCUCUGAGAUACUGCAGAGAUAAUUAUGUGGAUCUGGUCUCUGUUCACUCUGAGGAGAUCCAGCUCUGGGUGAAGGAGGUGGCACAGAAAGCCUCCACUGAACUUGUGUGGCUGGGUCUGCGUCACACCUGCACUCCGGGUUUCUGGUACUGGUUGAAUGUUUCACCUAUGUGCUACCAGAACUGGGCUCCAGGUAACGGGACCGGAGGAGAAGACUGCAGCACUGUAGAGAGAACCGGAGCAGUGCAGGCUAGAGGAGGUCAGCAGUGGGUCAGCCUGCCUGAGACCCACAAACUCAACUUCAUCUGCACCGCCUAUUAAGACUAAAGAAGCUCUGGUCAUCGGCGCUGAAAAACAAUGGAUCCAGAACUAGAAACGGAGCACAAAAGGAAAUGAGACGGAACACCUGGGGCCUGUCUCAUGAAGCAUGUUGAACAUGGACAUGACUACUGAUCAAGUUUCCACUCACGUAACCUACUGCCACUUUACAUGACUACCCUUAUUAGGAGCUUGUUAAUGGUUAUUAAUUAGGUCAUA
Messenger RNA from Pygocentrus nattereri (red-bellied piranha), 1008 nucleotides. RefSeq names its product C-type mannose receptor 2-like. Bases 1 to 792 code for a protein of 263 amino acids. The record is from RefSeq and is a predicted model, not a curated record. The transcript is spliced from 4 exons. NCBI's taxonomy places the organism in Eukaryota, Metazoa, Chordata, Actinopteri, Characiformes, Serrasalmidae.